AUGACGUUUGGGAAGCCAUGGCUCGCCGUGGUGGUGCUGGCCGUGGGCGUGGCUCAGGCAACACCAACCACCAACUUUGAUCAGUUCUUUCCCGACUGGAACGAAAUGCUCCAGGGGAUCCUCCGAGACAACUGCUCGGCCGAGUACGCCGUGUACAAGACUGGCGAGCGGGAGCCCGGCGCGCCGCUGUCCUCGCUCAUCACCCCCGUCAUCAACUGCAUCCUCGAGACAAUGCCCGAGUUCAGGAAGGCUGAGCUGAGCGCCAGCGCCGUCAUCCUCGGCCUGCUACCGACCAUGCUUCAGACCCUCGGGAGCACGCCUGCCGAGACCGCCCUGCUCUCGCUCCGGCGGCCCGUCCUCGCCUUCCUUCUCGCCCUGGGCAGCCCUUCCGUGGCCACGAUGAAGACCAGCGAGUUCAUGACUACAAUCCAGGACCUCGUCGAGAAGGGGGACACGCGGCCGACAACCAUUUCCACAUUCCGAUGGCGCUAUGUGACGAGCAAGUGGCGCGUGGCCAUGAGCGUGGCCGAGUAUCUGGUCACCAUGGUCGCCGUCGCAAACGUCGUCUACCUCGCCUACCAGCUAGGGUUCCACGCGAUUGUCAUGUUUGCUCCCGAGACCAUCUUCAUGCUCCCGCUAUGGACGUUCAUAUGCGUCGUCAUACAUAUGGGAGGCGUCCUUAUCUUGUACCUCAAGCUGCGCAUCGACCGCAAAGCGCCUAAGCACGAUGAUCAACCCCGACAACGCGGGCACGAAAUGUACAAUCCAGAGCCUUACCGGGGCAUUGGCGAGCAGCAGCAGCAGCAGCAGCAGUCCCACUCGACGGCCUCUGAGCCUUUGGUACUCGGCAUACUGCGCCGACGUACCACGGGUCUAAGCCAAGAGGUCACGCCCGCGGCGUUCCAAGAACCCAAGCGGCUGAGGUGGCGAAAGCAGACACUCUUUGCCAACUUCCUGAUCUGGCUUUUAUCCUUCGGCACCCUGGUGAACCUGGUGUUCGGAAGCAUGAUCUUCUCGUCUCUGCUCUUUUUCAGCGUCCGGGAAGUGCUGCUGAUAGUCACACGCUACGUGGCCAGCACGCUGAUAUGCAGGGCGAUUGUGCGGUUAGAGCUGUCCGGGAUGAAGCAGAGUACUUACUACGACCCAACCGAAGAGGACGAGGGCGAGCAGCAUAUGCUGGGAGGCGGGACUGUAUCCGAGAUGAUUCCUUUGAAGAAUUCGCAGCAUCACCACGUCGGAGAGACGAGCGGUUCAUCCUUAGGGGUUAUGCAAUGA
Microdochium trichocladiopsis is the source of this 1275-nucleotide messenger RNA. RefSeq lists its product as uncharacterized. NCBI's taxonomy places the organism in Eukaryota, Fungi, Ascomycota, Sordariomycetes, Xylariales, Microdochiaceae. Bases 1 to 1275 code for a protein of 424 amino acids. The transcript is spliced from 2 exons. The record is from RefSeq and is a predicted model, not a curated record.